Molecule: messenger RNA, 837 nt
Organism: Heterostelium album PN500
Lineage: Eukaryota; Evosea; Eumycetozoa; Acytosteliales; Acytosteliaceae
Product: 18S rRNA (guanine-N(7))-methyltransferase family protein
Exons: 4
Coding region: 1-837 (278 amino acids)
Biological process (GO): rRNA (guanine-N7)-methylation
Cellular component (GO): nucleolus
Molecular function (GO): rRNA (guanine) methyltransferase activity
Source: RefSeq, a predicted model, not a curated record
AUGUCUAGACCAGAGCAUAUUGCCCCACCAGAAAUAUUCUACGAUGAUGUAGAAUCAAGAAAAUACUCUUCAAAUUCUCGUAUUAUUGAGAUUCAAACAACGAUGGCAGAGAGAGCUUAUGAACUACUGUCGAUUCCAGAGGAUAAAGAAGGAUUGUUAUUAUUGGAUAUAGGAUGUGGAUCCGGUAUCAGUGGUGAUGUCAUUACUGAUCAUGGUCACGAAUGGAUAGGAAUGGAUAUAUCAAAGGACAUGCUCGACGUAUCGAUAGAGCGUGAAGUAGAAGGUGAUGUAAUGCUUCGUGAUAUCGGUCAAGGUUUUCCAUUUAGAGCAGGUACAUUCGAUGGUGCAAUAAGUAUAUCAGCAAUUCAAUGGUUAUGUAAUGCAGAGAAAUCACAUCACAAUCCAAGAAAGAGAUUGUUGGUAUUCUUUCAAUCGCUAUUUUCAGUUUUGACACGUGGUGGUAAAGCGGUUUUGCAAUUCUACCCGGAGAAUGCAGCACAGAUCGAAAUGAUUUCGUCGGCAGCGAUGCGUUGUGGUUUCACCGGUGGUCUGCUGGUGGAUUUCCCCAAUUCCACCAAAGCCAAAAAGUAUUUCCUGGUGCUGUUCACCGGUAGCAAUGGCAGUAUGCCAGCGGCAAAGGGUGUCGGUAUCGAGGAGGCCGAGGAAGACGGUGUUAAAUAUGUAAAUAGAAAGACAGAGAUUAGACGUGGAAACAUCAACAAGCGUGUCAAGACUAAAGAUUGGAUCAAAGGAAAGAAAGAGAGACAGAGACAUCAAGGUAAAGAAGUUAAAAGCGAUUCACAAUACACCGGAAGAAAGAGAAAGCCAAGAUUCUAA